AUGCGGAGAGCCCGUGGCAUGAGAAUCUCUGCGCAAGCCCGUGAACAUGCCGUGCAUGAUGCGAUGCGCGCCGUGCAAGUGAUGCUCGGCGCAUCACCUCAUCAUGAUUGCGCCAAGCGGAUGCACGGCGUGCGUGAUGCGGUGCGCGCCGUGCAAGUGAUGCUCGGCGCAUCACCUCAUCAUGAUUGCGCCGAGCGGAUGCACGGCGUGCGUGAUGCGGUGCGCGCCGUGCAAGUGAUGCUCGGCGCAUCACCUCAUCAUGAUUGCGCCGAGCGGAUGCACGGCGUGCGUGAUGCGGUGCGCGCCGUGCAAGUGAUGCUCGGCGCAUCACCUCAUCAUGAUUGCGCCGAGCGGAUGCACGGCGUGCGUAAUGCGGUGCGCGCCGUGCAAGUGAUGUUCGGCGCAUCACCUCAUCAUGUUCAAGUCGAGCAGAUGCACGGCGUGCGUGAUGCGGUGCGCGCCGUGCAAGUGAUGCUCGGCGCAAGACCAUUCCUUGCUUCGCGCAUCCCCGUGAACACGCCGUGCGCAUGCGCGUCGCUAUUGCGGGGCAUGCGGUGCAUGAGACGCUUGGCGCAACCCGGCCUUGCGCCGAGCGGAUUCACGGCGCGCGCCGUUCCUUCCCUUUGCCCUCCAUUCCCUCACCCCGCCAUCCCCUCUCUCUGCCCUCCCUUCCUUCGCUCUGCCCUGCCAAAUCCCCUCUCUGUCAUCCCCUCGAUGUGCCCUCCCUUCCUUCACUUUGCCCGCCAUUCCCUCACCCCGCCAUUCCCGCUCUCUGCCCGACGUUCCUUCGCUCUGCCCUGUCAUUCCCCCUCUCUGUGCCCUCCUUCUCUUCCGUUUGCCCGCCAUUCUCUCACCCCACCAUCUCCUCUCAGUGCCCUCCGUUUCCUCCUUUGGCCUCCAUUCCCUAUCUCCAUCCGCCCCUCCCAGGGAAACUCGCUGCUCCUGCUCAUGACAAUGGUGUACAGCUGCCCCGAUUGUCCCGCCACGGGCUUCACAACAAGAGGCAACGUGACGAACCAUCGGCAUGGCGGACGAUGCCCCGGGAAUCUGCGUAAUGCGGCUGCGGCAAAUAGUGGCAACCCAUUCCUCAUGAACCGGCACAAUGCCACCUUCAUGCCAUCCCCCACCCUCUCCAUUCCCUCUCCCACUCUCUCCAUGCCCACUCCUCCUAGAGCCGAAGUAGAUCCGGAGCCUCUACGAGGCAAUGAGGGAUCCACGCAUGACAACAUGGUGCCCGACUCAUUCCAUCCAGCCCCCACUCCCUCAAAUAGUGUCGACUCAACGCCGGAUGGGUUGCCCGAUGACGCCACCUCUGCCCCUAUGAAUGGAUCGCGGAUUCUCUCGCGAUCCUUCUGGAAGCUGGCGGUCUUGCCGAGGCGAACGAGUCAACCUUACGUGGAACCAGUGGCACCAGAAGCUGCGCGCGACGCCGCUUUCAACAGGCAACUCGCAGGCGACCUGCAGAACCUGCGACAUGCCCUGGAUGCGGCACCUGGAUGCAACGUGAGCAACGUCCACGUCAUCCAGGUACAUAACGAGCUCGUUAUGCCCGCGGCACUGGGUGCAGAUUUCGGACGGUUGCCUCAUCGGGUUCGCGCAGUGGCGAGCUUUUAUGGGCGACCUUGGUACUCGGACAUUGCGGUGCGGGGACGUUUGGUGGACGGCAACCAUGAAGAGUGCGACGAAGGGGUCAUCGUCCAGAGGGACCUCCCAGAGGCUGGGGAGGAUGGUGACAGCGAGGAUGACCUGAACCUGGACGAGAUGUUGGGGUACAUGCAGCAGCUCAAGCAGAGCGAGGUUAAGCUCGGCAAGAAGAAGAAGAAGAAAAAGGGUCGCCUAAGCACUUUACUAGCAAACUCUAGCAGCGACGGUGCGGGACCAUCGUCAACACCUACUGACACGGCAGCGGAAACUACGCCGGCCACUACGGCGGCCUUCACGGCUGCCGCCGUAACCGAGUUGGCCGCUCCAUCUGACAGUCCUAUGCCUCUCGCCGCCAGUACCGGAACCACUACCGAUGCAUCUGCUGCUGUUUCGAUUCCUGUUGGCGCGACCACCGAAAUCACACCCGCGGUGACAGUGGUCAACGCAGCAUCGGUCUCCACUCCAUCUCCCAACACUGCUCUCGCCUCUGCUGGUGCUGCAAAUCAAACCUCCACUGUUGCUGACGCUUCAGGCGUCACUGCCGCAGCCGCUGAUAACCCAACUGCCGGCACUGCCGCUGGCAGAGUUGUCGAAUCACCUUUGGGGUUUUCCGUUCCAGCAAACGCCCGAUCUAAUCACGCAGCAGCUGUUGAGGCCUUCCGGCUGCAAGGUCAUAUUGAUGACCUUCGAACGACCCUUCGGCAAACACAGGAGUGCGAGAAGGAGUUGUCAAAGCUCCUCUCGGAGCAUGACGCCGAGGUAUCAGCGCUAAACCAGCGCUGUGCUGAGUUCAUCAGGCUGAACGAGCAGCUCAUCCAGGAUGUGUCCGCUGCUCAGGGUACGGGAGUACUCGCUGCGCCGCGUCAUGUCCCUCCCACUUUCAACAUGGAUCGCAUCCCCCGCGACGCCAAUGGCGUUCUCAUCAUCCCCCCACUUGUCAGCCAUGAUCAGCAUUUCGGGAGAAAGGCAACCGAGGCGUUCACGUACCUGUUGUUGGAUGCGCCUGCACGUUCGAUGCAGCUCUACCCUGAGUGGGCGGAGUUCCGGGAGGUCGUGUGUAUGAAGUACGAGAACGCGGGCGUGCAGUCUGACGUAUUUUACUACGUCAUUAGCAACGACCCCAACAAAGAGGCGCUGGCCAUGCGGAAGGUCUCAGAGAAGCGCUCCAAUGUCAAUUCCGACGCCAAAACCUUCGGGAGGGGCCCCGGUGGGGGCCGCCUUACCCCGGCACAGGACACUGCUGAGGCAGUGAACCGCCGGAAUGUUGCUCUGAAGAUAGACCAGGUUGCGGCCUGGAUCAAGGCCACCUAUGACGCAGGGGAUGUGGCUAUAUGGGACUCCAGGCCUCCUGCUAGCUUCAACAUGAGCCCUGUCAUCAAGAUCCUGGUAGAGGGCUUUGAGUCCGUGAUUUUCCCUAAUGGAACCCCCCCUUAA
Messenger RNA from Closterium sp. NIES-65, 3078 nucleotides. The record is from the annotation of a GenBank genome assembly. Lineage: Eukaryota; Viridiplantae; Streptophyta; Zygnematophyceae; Desmidiales; Closteriaceae.